Molecule: messenger RNA, 1905 nt
Organism: Eupeodes corollae
Lineage: Eukaryota; Metazoa; Arthropoda; Insecta; Diptera; Syrphidae
Product: peroxidase-like
Exons: 8
Coding region: 19-1905 (628 amino acids)
Biological process (GO): response to oxidative stress
Molecular function (GO): peroxidase activity; heme binding
Source: RefSeq, a predicted model, not a curated record
UGCUCCUCGAUGCUAUAGAUGAAUCUAAACAGCAAAAUAAUAAUAAUCAUCAUUUUAUCGGCGGUGCAAAAUGUGAUCAUCUCUGCCUUGUGUCCACAUAAUCCGAUUGCUAAUUUUGGCAGGCCCCAGACUCCAACUGAUACUGAUUUCUGUAAUCUUCAACCUAAAACAUGUGAUAAGGACUCGAAAUAUCGUUCUCUAGAUGGAUCUUGUAAUAACUUAAUUAAUCCGUAUUUCUGCUUAGCCAAUUACAAGUUCGCACGUAUCUUGCCAGCAAAAUAUAGCGAUGGAAUAAGUCAACCAACAAGAUCUGGAACCGGAGAACCAUUACCAAAUGCUAGGCUUAUUUCGCUGUCAUUAUUUGGAGAACAGUAUGUUGAAGAACGUGAUUUGACACUCAUGAAUAUGGAAUGGGGUCAAGUUAUUUCUGGAGACAUAAGUCGCAUAGCUAGAGGAACUUCUUCAAGUAAUUACGUCCCAUGCUGUACUUCUGAUGGUCAUUACGUUGAACAAAACCGUGAAAUAUGUUUCAAUCUUGACAUUCCACCGGAGGAUCUGGUUAACAUAAAAGCCAGCAGGGAAUGUAUGGAAUUUGUCAGAACUCUAACUGAUAGAGAUUCCAACUGCAAUUACAAAGGUGGACCAGUGGAACAAUUGAACGCAGUCACAAGCUAUUUGGACAUGUCCAUUUUGUAUGGAAACACCGAUGAUGUAAAUCGUGGAAUUCGUGCAUUCAAAGGAGGUCUAUUGAUUGUCGAUCAGCGAAAUGGUCAAUCAUGGCUUCCAAAGAAUCCCAACUCUACAGAAGUAUGCAAUGUCGAUAGUGAAAACGAUGUUUGUUAUAAAACGGGUGAUAUUCGAGUUAACUCGGCUCCAGGCAUAUCAGUUCUGGAAACUAUAUUCCUAAGGGAGCACAAUCGAUUGGCUGAUGAAUUAGCCAAAUUGAAUCCGCAUUGGUGCGAUGAAGAGUUGUUCCAGGAAGCUAGAAAAAUCCUUAUAGCACAACUUCAACACAUCACCUACUACGAGUUGUUACCAAUCUUCUUGGGGCGGGAGAAUAUGCUGAAGAAUAAGCUGAUUUAUGAUGUGCCACCUGAGAGCCAUGUCAAUGAUUAUAAUCCCGGUGUUGAUGCGACAACUCUUAACGAAUUCACUACUGGAGCUUUUAGACACUUCCAUACAGUGGUCGCAGGGAGAUUAAAUCUUGUUACGGAGGUGAGAAAUUUAAAGGGUUCCCUGCGUGUAAGUGAUUGGUACAACCGUCCUGGAAUAAUCGAGGUUGAAGAUAACUUUGACAUGUUAUGCAGAGGUCUGGGGUCACAACCGCAACGACAAGCUAGUGUUGACAACGAGUUGAAAAAUUUCCCCUUUAAAAAGAAUAUGUCCUCAGCUGGUUUAGACAUGCGGGCGAUAGAUAUUCAUCGUGGGCGAGAUCACGGUUUAGCUUCGUACAACGAUUUUAGACAAUUCUGUGGCAUAAAACGAGCCAAAAAUUGGGAGGAUUUUAAGGAUCUUAUAAAUACCCAAAGCAUUGAAGGACUUAAAAAAUUGUACAAAAGUCCUGAAGACGUUGAUCUCAUUGUUGGUGGAGCUUUAGAAUAUAACGUGGAAGGAACUUUGGCUGGUCCAACAUUUUUAUGUAUUUUGACUGAACAAUUUUAUCGAACUCGUGUUGGUGAUCGGUUCUUUUUUGAAAAUGAUAAUCCAACGAUUGGUUUUAGAAAAGAUCAACUAAGGGAAAUUCGGAAAGCAACUGCAGCUCGAUUAAUGUGUGACAAUGGAAAUCGAAUUCAGACAAUGCAACCUAAGGCGUUUAUUAGUGUUUCGAAAACGAACCCAAUCGUACCAUGUGAAGAACUUCCGAAAAUCGACCUAUCUAAAUGGAGUGAUGGUGAUAAGAAUUAA